Molecule: messenger RNA, 365 nt
Organism: Bursaphelenchus xylophilus (pine wood nematode)
Lineage: Eukaryota; Metazoa; Nematoda; Chromadorea; Rhabditida; Aphelenchoididae
Source: the annotation of a GenBank genome assembly
AUGAAACGAUUGCUGUUGGCAAUCGGUCUGCUCGGGGUGCUGAUUCAGGUAAGUCAUCGUCUUUGCGUUAACAUAACACAAUUUUUAAACUUCAGCAAGCCCAAAGUGCCGCUGAAAAUGGGAUCCUGGGAGAUCCCUAUGUAAAUUGUGGUCCAAACGGGAUUGAAGUCAGAUUCGACACUCGGAAUCCCUUCAAAGGAGUUGUUUUCGUGAAGGAUCAACUCGAAUGGCCCGAAUGCCGCUCAGCUCCAAUCGACGCCGAUUCCAACGGCUUCAGAAAUGCCUCAAUUUCGUUGAACUUCAAGGACUGCGGACUUGAACGAAGACGAUCGGUAAGUUUGUUUUUUACGCCAAAGCUACCGUAG